Phaedon cochleariae (mustard beetle) is the source of this 819-nucleotide messenger RNA. NCBI's taxonomy places the organism in Eukaryota, Metazoa, Arthropoda, Insecta, Coleoptera, Chrysomelidae. The record is from the annotation of a GenBank genome assembly.
AUGGCUCUUGUCCUCAAAAGGCUCUAUCUUGGAUAUGACCACACUUUCGAGAAAUUAGCAGAUCCCAGACCAGUGGAAUUGGGUCUUAUCCUUAUGUCAUCGCCUAUAUGGCCGAUUCUGAUUGUGGUGGCUUAUUUUUAUUUUUGCCUCAAUUUGGGACCGAAGCUUAUGGAACAUCGAAAACCAUUCGAACUGAAAAAGACUAUUAUAGUAUUCAACAUAGCACAAAUUCUAAUCAAUCUUUACAUUUUCUAUGAGUCUUUUAUAGAAUUGAGCUAUACUAACUGGAGCUGUGAACCUGUGAACUAUUCACGGAGUCCUAGAUUUUUGAAACUAGUGAGAUUGUAUCAUCUAUAUUUUUUGGUGAAGCUAUCAGAUUUUUUGGAUACGGUGUUUUUUGUGUUGAGAAAAAGAUACCGACAAGUCAGUUUUCUUCACCUAUACCAUCACUUCGGGAUGUUCGGUAUGACGUGGAUAGCAGUCAGAUUCUUUGCAGGAGGCCAUGGAACGUGGCUCGGGUUGUUCAAUUGUCCAAUCCAUGCAAUCAUGUACACCUACUACACCCUGUCUAUUCUGGACGAGAAAUGGAAAGCGAAUUUGGCAUUCAAGAAAUUCAUCACACAAAUACAAAUGGUGCAAUUCUUUGUGAUGAUCCUCAUCUAUGGAAGACUCCUCUUUUUGCCAGAUUGUCAAUACUCAAAACUGUGCUCUUACUUCUUUGUUCCACAAAACUUCUUUAUGUUAGUGUUGUUCGCAGACUUCUACAGAAAAGCGUACAUUUCUAAAAAAAGCACUGAAAAUAAGAAAAAAUCUUCGUGA